AUGGCGAGUCUUGUCCAGAGUCGGUUCAAUCGCUCCCUCAAGCCCGAGUCGUCGAGGCCGCUCCAUCCACGAUGGGGAGACGUGCACAUCACGAUGCCUACCCCAGGCUCCUGGUGUCAGAUCGACAACAAUGCUACCUACUCAGUUCGUCAUGGCCGUCGAGACUACAGACCGGACUACGUGCAUGAUCUUUCGGGGCUGAAACAGAGUCGUCGCUCCGAAAGCCAUGACGGUCGUCGGUCGAAACAACGUCUCGAGCCGUCUCAUCGCCAAUCAUCGCUCAUCCGAUCAUUGUCGGCUCACCGUCUUUCCGUGCGACAAGCCACGCAGUGCAACGCUAGUGAAGACGACGAUGACGAAGAAGAAGACGAAGAUCUCGACAGUCUUGAUUCCCAGUCUGACCGGUAUCAACAUGACCCCAUUGCCUCCCAGCUUGCAAGACCCAGCAGGCAGAAAUACGUGACAACCAACCGACACAACGACAAAGUUUCCUUUCAAUACAUCCCUACCAGCAGCAGAAAAUACCCGGAGGAGGUAAACAGACCGCCGCUGAGCCGGAACCAGUCAUCCGGUUCUACCGCCAGCUCGGCAGCAGAGAGCCACGGUAUCGCCGGCUUACACAGUCGAUUGCGCGGAUUGAGCCUGUCGUCGAAACGGUUCUCUCGCAGCGGAACAGCCCAUGAGAGCGAAUACAAGGGCGGAGAGUACGUGUAUAUCAACGGCAGGGAGGAUACCAACCGGCGAGAGCCACGCUCUAGAGAAGCUCGAGAGCAGAAUCACGAACGAACGGUACGCUCUGCUUCUGCUUCGGCUGGAGGCCGGAUGUACUCGCCUCCCCUGUACGAUAAGAGAAUGACCCGUAAGAAUUCACUUGCGUCGAAGAGGAUGACGGCGAUCAUGGUACCGAGUCCAGAAGACAUUUGGGAAUAG
Molecule: messenger RNA, 930 nt
Organism: Penicilliopsis zonata CBS 506.65
Lineage: Eukaryota; Fungi; Ascomycota; Eurotiomycetes; Eurotiales; Aspergillaceae
Exons: 1
Coding region: 1-930 (309 amino acids)
Source: RefSeq, a predicted model, not a curated record